UCUUCUUCGUCUCACCCCUGACAAUCUACUUCCCGGUUGCCAUCAUUGGGCGGUUGUGAAGCCACGUGACAAAAAGCAAGCCAUCAACAACUGCAGCGCCAAAAUUCGAAAAACGUUUAUUUAAAAAAAAAAAAAAGAAAGACGCUUCGUGUCCAAAAUCGACUUUUAUUUCGCUACUAACGUGGGCGAGGUGCAGGAAUCCACCGAGGAGACGCGGCCGUCGCCGUAAUGUAAAGCAUACCUGUAGGACGCUUUGCACGACACGUUUAGCAUGAGACGGAGUCCGAGGAGACCCCUGAUCCUCAAAAGGCGAAAGUUGCCCUUCCACCAGAGCGACCCGCCCGGGAAUCCUCAUGCGUCCGUGGCCCGGGGAGAGCCAGCAAGUUCGUCCGCCCCGCGGCGCUUCCCGGACGGCAUACGGGUCCUGGAUCACCCCGUCUUCCCCGGCACGCAGGUGGUAUUCAUCCCCAAGACGGCCGAGCUGCGUAGCGUCAUCGAGGCGCUCACGAUCAAGGGCAAGGAGCGCGGCGUCCAGGGGCCCAACAAGUUCAUCCUCCUGGGCGACAGCGGCAGCCUGGACUUGGGCUCGCUGUGCCAGACCGAUGACGCCGCCGUCUUUCCAGCGAGCGCGGCGGGACAGCAAGCUUCUCAAAGCGCGACGUUCAAUGCGAUUGAACGAGUGAUCAAGAAAGAGGAUGUUCACCGUUUCGACGAAAGCCUCACCGACACGCAGCGGUUGGAGAGGAGCGACGCCCCGCGGCCGGGACCUGGCGACGACAAAUUCAAUAAGGAGAACCGGGCUGCAGUUGCCGUCUUAAAAGGAGGACCGAAUAUUCUGGAUUCUGCGCGUGAGCCGGCACGCGGCUCGCCAUCCGAGGCCCUCAAGACGGCGGCGGCCCCCAAGCCCUCCGGCGAUGGCCCAAAAGGGUCCACAUUCCACAAGCUGCCCUUCACCUACGUGGCCAUGAUCCAGUUUGCCAUCAACAGCACCAAGAACGGCCGCAUGACCCUGAAGGAGAUCUACAAGUGGUUGCAGGAGCACUUUCACUUCUUCAAGGAUGAGAACAAGCCGUGGUGGAAGAAUUCCAUCCGCCAUAAUCUCUCCCUCCAUGAAAUGUUUGUCCGAAAGCCAUCGCCCGAUCCAAAAGUUUCCUACUGGACCAUUCGGCCGGAGGCCAAUCGAGGCCUCACCUUGGAUCGGGUCUACACGCCUGGUUGUCACCCGGUGGCCUCCCCUUUUGCACCGCAAGCGCCAUCACCUCACCAACAGCAAACACCUUCUAGCCCCAAGAAACAGAAGAAGCCGAUGAAAGCUCUCCUCCCCCGAACGCCGUCCUACCUGGUCCCGGUCCAGCUCCCGGUGCAGCUCCCCCUCAGCCCCGCGGUGUGCGUGACCCCCACCUUCAUGUUGGCCCCUCCUCCGGCUCGCCAGGCACCCAGCAGCACCCCCAAAGCCAAAAGGAGCCGAGGGCCUCCAAAGGUGGCGCUUGCGAAGGACGAGUCUCCUCAAGCGAAGCUGAUAAAAGUGGAGCCGGAGUGCAGGAGCCCCAAGCCGCACACCAGAAAACAACAAGCCGGCAACUCCCGACGUAAGCAGAGUUUGGCGCGCUGGCAGCACGAAGAACCGCUCCUGAUGUGCUCGCAGGACUCGGAAGCGGACUCCGGCAUCGCCACCUUGUCCGCCUGCCCCGAUGCACAGGCCGACGUCCAGGAGUGGCGCCUGCACUCCUGCUGCGAGACCCCCGUAAAAGCGGCCCGCCACCUGGAUUCCUCCACGCCCAGCAAGCCGCUGCCCGACAACUGUGGGCAAAGCGCGCUAGACUUCAGCCCCAUCCGCACACCCGGCGGGCCGGCCCGCACGCCCAUGCGUGACUACACCACCUUCGGCCUCAACAGCGCCCCCUUUAAGGACUGGCCCCUGUUCUCUGACGCCUCCUCGCCCGACUGGCAGAGCGCCCGCUCCAGAGAGCUGCUCCCGGGCGGCGGCGGCGGCACCACCCCGCCAACCGCCAACCGCUCUCUGACCGAGGGCCUGGUGCUGGACACCAACAGCGACAGCCUGAGUAAGAUCCUGUUGGACUUCGGCCUGGACGAGGUCCUCGACGUGAGCUCGGCUGACGUCAGCCUGUCGGAGAUCAUCCAACACUUCAAGUAGUCCCGUAGCAUCCACUCGCACAACACACUGCAUACACAAACGGACAUGUGCGCAAAAUUCACUCUUGCGCGCUCACACAUACGUGCUCAAAACACACAAAGUGGUAGAAAGGUCACAGGCACGGUUUGGCACAUUCCCACUGUUGUUCCCAUUGUACCUUUUGCUAUGCUUAAGUCUCAAAAUCUUUCCGUGGAGCAUUUCAUUUAAUUUCACGUCCGCGCUUUGAAUGGCUUUUUUGUUCGGGUCCUUCAGGUGGUUCGCCCCCGUUGACGCUGUUGUUGUACGUUUGAAUCUGUGUUGAUUUGCACAUGUUUGUUAUUUAAGUCGAUGGUCAUUUGUCGCCUGCCAGUUUGCGGGUUUAAAAUGCGAUGAGGGUUGUUUGGCAAUAAGCUAUUUGAAAAGAAUAGCGCAAUAAGAAGCACUACUGUUACCGGCGUCGGGGUCGCGUUAGUACAAGAAGUUCAUGCCGUGACUCCGAGAAGCACAAUGGAAAUAUUCCUUCCUGCCAUCUUUGUUCCUAUUCUAUGCUGGGAGAAUAAAUAGAUUGUUUGU
Messenger RNA from Syngnathoides biaculeatus (alligator pipefish), 2707 nucleotides. RefSeq names its product forkhead box M1 (gene foxm1). Gene Ontology annotation, molecular function: sequence-specific DNA binding; DNA-binding transcription factor activity. Gene Ontology annotation, biological process: regulation of DNA-templated transcription; G2/M transition of mitotic cell cycle. The transcript is spliced from 9 exons. Lineage: Eukaryota; Metazoa; Chordata; Actinopteri; Syngnathiformes; Syngnathidae. Bases 272 to 2155 code for a protein of 627 amino acids. The record is from RefSeq and is a predicted model, not a curated record.